This is a messenger RNA of Alternaria alternata, 1849 nucleotides long. RefSeq lists its product as hypothetical. Bases 175 to 1428 code for a protein of 417 amino acids. The transcript has a single exon. Lineage: Eukaryota; Fungi; Ascomycota; Dothideomycetes; Pleosporales; Pleosporaceae. The record is from RefSeq and is a predicted model, not a curated record. Gene Ontology annotation, cellular component: COP9 signalosome; cytosol.
GCCUAUACCCGUCAACAACCAACGAGCAGGACCGGCUUUCUCCCUCUUGUAGCUCCAGAAUCCGACGUUGUCUUUGGCAAUUCUAAUCCUUUUCUUACUUAGGAUCUCGAAAUCAAUUAAACUGAACUUAGAGGGUUUUCUUCACGAUCCAGCUUACCUCAAGCAUCCCCCAUCAUGGCUUCCCCAGCUGUCACCUCCGCUUUACAGCAGAUCGAGGCAACGUCGGCCAACGAAAAGCCCUCUCAGUAUACCGCCCUCCUCCAACAGAUAGUCGAAACAUCGAACAAUGUUGCCGCCGAUCUGAACGCAUACGCACAAACUCUCCUUGACGACUCUCUUGGCAUAGUAGUCCUCCGACCACUUCUUGCUGCUUUCGUGGACGCUUACCGGACGGUCAAAGAUCCAGAUGCAAAGAUUGAUGUUGGAGAGAAAGUUAUCACACUCCUACAAUCCAAGGGCGCGGGUCAGUACGAGGAACAAGAUACACAAAUCAAGCAUGCUCUGGCAGACGCGUUCGAGCAGAACGACGAUUUCAGGCGGUCUGCGCAGACACUUGCAACCAUAAACCUCGAGUCGACACAAAAGUCAGUUUCUGCGGAUGAUAAGGCGAAAGUUUGGAUUCGAAUAGUCCGGUGUUACUUGGAGGAAGAUGAUCCGACAAGCGCAUUCACACACUUGAACAAGAUCAAGAACAUCAUAUUCAACGUGCAGGACAAGGCAACCAAGGUCAUGUUUCAGUUGAGUCAAGCCCGAAUCCUUGACUCGCAACGAUCCUUCCUCGAUGCCGCGCAGGGAUACUACACCUUGAGCAACGAGCCCCUAGUCGACACUGAGGAGCGGGACGGCUUUCUCGGAAGAGCUAUCAUCUGUACGGUCCUCGCUCCUGCCGGUCCACAGCGAGGCAAGAUGUUGGCCAAGCUGUACAAAGACGACCGAGCUAGUUCUGCUGAAGACUACGCCAUCCUCGAGAAGAUCUUCUUGAAUCGUCUCCUUACACCCGCUGAGAUCAAGGCCUUUUCCGCUAAGCUCGAUCCUCACCACCUUGCCCGAGGCGCCGACGGCCUGACUGUGCUUGACAAGGCCAUUCUCGAACACAACUUGCUCGGCGCAUCGAAGCUCUACAACAACAUUGGAUUUGAUCAAUUGGGCGAGCUAUUGGGUAUAGAUGCGGAGAAGGCAGAAGACUAUGCGGCGAAGAUGCUGGAGCAAGGACGACUUGCCGGAUACAUUGACCAAAUCGACCGAUACGUCUUCUUUGAGGGCGAGGCCAGUGGCGAACGCAAGACUGGACAUGCAGAGCGCGUUGUAGGCAAGGAGCUACGGAAGUGGGAUGCCAAUGUCACUGGUCUGGCAGAGGAGGUGGAGAAAGUCACUUCGAUGAUCCAGAACCAAUAUCCUGACUUCUAUGCGUCGCAGGUGGUGCACUAGCAUGGAAUUAGUGCAUCCAGCAGCGGAUCGACGAGGAGCAGAUAGUGCAUAAACGGCGUCAAGGGAUCGCAUAUACCCAGUGUACACUUAGACAUGAUGAAUACGAGCAUAAGAGCCUAAGACGUCGUUCUGAUUCCAAACAGAUUGCGUCGGUCUGACAACUCUGCGGCCAGCGUGCUCAUGGUAUCGACACAUAUAUGAUACAUUCGAAAGACUCAUGACAAGACAUUGCUGAUUCCCACAAUGCCACAGCUAUUGUACACUCUUCUUCUCCUCUUGCCCCAAUGCCGCCUCGUACUCCUCCAAACUCUUAACCUCCAAAUCACUGAUCUUCAAGACGGUGAAAUGCAGUUUGCUCUUUACGUGUUUGGUGUGUCUUUGCCUCCUCUUGGUCUUCUCCUCUAUUCUCAAUGGUUCGCUC